AUUUCGGGUCGGCAAGGUGGGGGAGGCGAGCGCAGCAACUGGCACCGGGUCGACCCUCGGUUCAGAGCAGCGGCGCCCGGUGCUUCCGCUGGCCGCGAGCUGAGGACUGGUCGCUUCCUCGUGGUUCCCGCGCGGGCUCCGAAUCCAGACCGCGGCGGGGGCCAGCGGCCCUUCCCCUCCGAGGAUAGAAGAUGAGCUUCCUCUUCAGCAGCCGCUCUUCUAAAACAUUCAAACCAAAGAAGAAUAUCCCUGAGGGCUCUCAUCAGUAUGAACUCUUAAAACAUGCAGAGGCAACUCUAGGAAGCGGGAAUCUGAGACAAGCUGUUAUGUUGCCAGAGGGAGAGGACCUCAAUGAAUGGAUUGCUGUUAACACUGUGGAUUUCUUCAACCAGAUCAACAUGCUGUAUGGAACUAUUACAGAAUUCUGCACUGAAGCAAGCUGUCCAGUCAUGUCUGCAGGUCCAAGAUACGAAUAUCAUUGGGCAGAUGGUACUAAUAUUAAAAAGCCAAUCAAGUGUUCUGCACCAAAAUACAUUGACUAUUUGAUGACUUGGGUUCAGGAUCAGCUUGAUGAUGAAACUCUUUUUCCUUCUAAGAUCGGUGUCCCAUUUCCCAAAAACUUUAUGUCUGUGGCAAAGACCAUUCUGAAGCGUCUUUUUCGGGUUUAUGCCCAUAUUUAUCACCAGCACUUUGAUUCUGUGAUGCAGCUGCAAGAGGAGGCCCACCUCAACACCUCCUUUAAGCACUUUAUUUUCUUUGUUCAGGAGUUUAAUCUGAUUGAUAGGCGUGAGUUGGCACCUCUUCAGGAAUUAAUUGAGAAGCUUGGAUCGAAAGACAGAUAAAUGUUUCUUCUAGAACACAGUUACCCUCUUGCUUCAUCUGCUAGAGCUAUCUCACUGCUAUCUGUUAUAGACUAGUGAUACAGACUUUUAAGAAAACAGGAUAAAAAGACACCUGUUGUUGGUGUCUACCGAUAAAAUUGUCCCAAAGGUAGAUUGGCCUAAUCCUUCAGUGAGAAAUUCAAGAGGCAGCUGACUGAAGCACUGUGUGACCACUCCUGUUACUGUCAGUGUUAUACUUGGUUGUAAUAUGUGAUGACUAACAUGUAGUCUCUCAGUUUACUUGCUCUUUUACUGAAGAAAAUGAUUGAGUGCUUCAGGUUAUAGCAUAAUGGCUAUUGAGAAUUUCCACCAAUACUUUAUUAACAAGUUUCCAGAACCAAUCACCUAAUAAUGCAAUCAGAUCAGUUUUAUUCUGCUUUUAUUUACAAAUAGAAGAGGUAUUUUUAAGUUUCCUUAAGAUUUAGAACAUUUGUGUGUUACUUUGGAUAACCUUUUAGUUUGAAGUUUGUAUGCUAGUGUUUUUAUAGAUGAGACUAUAUAUAUAUGUUUAUUUUUUCAGAAUCCAUGAUUGUGGUUUAAAUCCUCAUAUGACCUAUGUGGUAUGGGAGUAACCAGAGUUAUUUCUAAAAUGACUUUAUUUUUUAAUCUUUAUUUGGGAUUUUAUUCACAUAAACCUAUCUAAAGUUUUAGGAGUAUGUAUAUCAGAAAUAAUUUUCUUAAGGCAUGUAAGGAUAGUCUUGUACAUUUUUAUUUUGAAAUGCUUCAUUCAGAUUAAUUUUAAUAGGUAGCUUUUGGCUAAGAAAACUCCCCAAAAUUAUGACAAAUUUAGGUCUCAGAACCACUAUUUUCAUUCAUGUUGUUCUUCAGAGCCCCUGAGAUCCUGGAGAGGAAAAUGGAAGAAACUAUUCAGAGUACUUGAUUAUUUUCUUUUGAGUGUCCUUUAAAACAAAAACAAGAAUUACUUCUAUGUGUUUUUAUUGUGACUUGAGACUUAGUUAAGGGUAGUGUAGAAAUGCCCAGGCUUUAAUCCCAACAAGGAUAAAACUUAAGACCAUAAUAAAAAACCUUGAAGGUGUACACAUUUUAUAACACAGCUUAAAGUUUGGUGUGCUACCUAGCGUGUGUGUGUGUGUGUGUAUAUGUGUGUGUGUAAACUAAAUGGGAGGAAUAAGUAAAAGAUCUUACUUCAUUCUGUUAGUAG
This is a messenger RNA of Neomonachus schauinslandi (Hawaiian monk seal), 2043 nucleotides long. RefSeq names its product MOB kinase activator 1A (gene MOB1A). The record is from RefSeq and is a predicted model, not a curated record. Bases 192 to 842 code for a protein of 216 amino acids. Lineage: Eukaryota; Metazoa; Chordata; Mammalia; Carnivora; Phocidae. Gene Ontology annotation, biological process: positive regulation of protein phosphorylation; hippo signaling. Gene Ontology annotation, molecular function: protein kinase activator activity. Gene Ontology annotation, cellular component: cytoplasm; nucleus. The transcript has 6 exons.